CAUCUUUGUAAGUUCUAUAUCAGAAUCAGAAAUAAUAUUACUUGGAUAGAAGUAUUACUUGGAAAAGAAAUAUUAAAAAAUUUCUAUACAUAUUAGAUAUAUCUAUACAUAAUAUAUAUUAAUUAUAAUAUCUAUUAUUACCUUAAUGAUAUAACGAAUGAAAUAUUUAUAUAGCAUAACAUUAUCUAUUGUAUAUAUAUUACAGACCUAUCUGUGAUAUAAAUAAUCAAAGUGAAACCAAUUUAGACACAGAGGCAAAUAUAGAACCAAUGACUCCAAAUUUAUUAACAAACACUACUAUAUCGGAAAUUAAUGUAAGCAAUGUCGAAAAUAACUGUUUUAACAAUACAUUGUCACACAAUACACAAAGGAAACAAACGGGUAGGACGACCAGAGUUUCAGAAAUGUGGCACAAAACAAUCGAGAAACUUUUAAACGAUACUCAAAAGGAGAAAGAGAUAAAAAAUGAAAUACAAAGACAACUAAUAACGGAAUAUAAAGCAAUGAGAAACACAUAUGAACAAUCUAUGAAAAAUAUAGAGGAACAACUAAUAAAAGCAAAUCAAUUGAAAGAAGAAAAGAACAAGUUAUUAAAAGAAAUUUUUCUUGAAAAUAAACGUUAA
Messenger RNA from Formica exsecta, 623 nucleotides. RefSeq lists its product as uncharacterized. The transcript is spliced from 2 exons. The coding region runs from base 270 to 623 and encodes 117 amino acids. The record is from RefSeq and is a predicted model, not a curated record. Lineage: Eukaryota; Metazoa; Arthropoda; Insecta; Hymenoptera; Formicidae.